GAUGCCAAUAGGUUUGCGACUGUUUGCCCGAACAGUCGACGAAAUCCGGUGCUCGCGAGCGGUUGUAAUUAACGGUAAAGCUGUAGUUGUUUCGAUGAAAUAUUGCGCGCGUAACGGGAAAAAUACGGAGCCGUAAAAGCGCAACAGCGCCUUUGAAAUAGCGGUAAAUAUCGCCAUUAAUGAAAAGUAGUAAACACAGUGCUAAAUGAAAGAGAAUGAGACCCAGUCGACAGGACCCAAGAAGACGAUGUUGAUUGAGUGCAUUUCGCGUGACAUUCCCUGAGAGUCAGCUUCGCAAAUCGGCAGAAAGCAGAAGUAAAGCUCAAGUGUAGAGCUCGGCUGCACAGAUCUGUACAUAUAUAUACAUAUAUAGCAAUCAACCAUCCACCGAUCGGUUGAGAGGCGUGGCAAAUGAACUUCAAUCCGGCCAGCGUGGUAGCCGCCGCAGCAGCAGCCGCACAUCAGACGUCCCAUCUUCACCACCAUCACCAUCAUCAUCCGUAUAUAAGCCACCAGCAAUUGCAGAACCACCAGAGCAGCAUCACCCAACCACAAGCACAGCAACAACAGCUGAUCCCACUGCCCGGCGUCGGCGGAGGAGCGAGUUUACCAGUGGGUGGCAGUGGCGGUGGCGAUACAUCGCCCAAAAUCAUGGAGUGGACCAACGACGAUGCUCUGGAGCUGAUUGAGCAGUACCGCUGCCAUACGGAGCUGUGGAAUCGUGCCGAUCCCAAGUACAAGGAUAAACUAUGUCGAUUCCGGGCGUGGUCGGAAAUAGCCGAGCGUUUCGGUUGCAGCAAGGCGGAAGUGGAGCGGAAGAUGAACGUACUGCUCACACAGUAUCGCCGGGAGAAGCACAAGAUGUUCGUGAAGAUAUACCAGGGCAUACAGCCCAAUCCGUCCAAGUGGUAUGCCUUCAAGCGAUUCGAUUUCAUGGAGGCAGGCGGCGGCAGCCUAAGCGGCGGUGGGUCCGUGGGAUCCGGUGUUAAUGCCCCCAGCGGCAACCUGGUGCCGAAUCCCGUUUCCUCAUCCGCUGCCGCCGCCGCCCACAACGGGCUGAACGGACUGGCUGCCGCGGCAGCGGCCUACGAAAGCGGUACGAUUGCGGCGGCGGGCAACGGAGGAGCACCACCCACUGUACCAGGUGGCGGAGCACCUGGCUCACAGACCGUCAUGCAGCACAGACGCAUCAAGACCAAAGAGCUGAAAUAUUUCGGAGCGAUGGGCCUGAACAUACCCAUGUUGAUAGCGAGCAGCCAGACGCUGGACAGUUGGAAUACGGCGGGUCAGUACUCGCCACCGAUAUCGGGCUCCGGCGGCGGUGGCUCCGAGCGCGGAGGAAGUGCUGGAGGCGGCGGAGUGCCGCCACAGCAACUGCGAGUGCCCCUGCCGAUGAGCUAUCAUGGCGGAGCUGGGGGUGGGAGCAGCAGCAGUGAUUUCCAGCAGAGUCCCCUGAAGACCAUGGACACCUCGGACAAUGAGGACAACAACAAUACCAAGGAGGAUGUGGCGGCGGCAGCGGCACUGGGACAACUGGCUGCCAAGGUCGAGCUGCGAUCGCCGGCGGGCGCAGGUCCUGGCGGUGGCGGUGGUUCGAGCAGUAGGGAAGCCAAUGAUCCAGCCAGCGAUCCCAUCAAGUCCGACCGCACUCUAAGCGAAGCUGGCAGCAGUCCCAUACCGAAUACCAACAUGCACGAGGCGCACAAGAAUCACCUGCUAAACAGUCCCGCCGGCGGAAGAGCGGUCACGCCGCGGCAGGCGCAUGAGCAGCUGCACCACCAUCCGCACACGCAACACCACCUGCAACAUCAGCAGCAACAACUGCAGCAGCAGCAUCAGCAGUUGCAGCAGCAGCAACUGCAACAGCAUCAGCAACAGCAGCAGCUGCAUCACGGCCACGAGGAAUUGGACAUCAAGCAGGAGUUGGUGGACUAUUUCCAUGGUCAGGCGGCUGCCGGUGGCGGUGGUGGUGGUGGUGUUGUUGGUCCUGCACCGCCGCCACCACCGGAAUCGCAUCGUUCCUAUAGCUCAGCGGGCGAGGAGAGUCGCCUCCAGUUGGUGGACAUGGCCCAGGAUCUGAGAGUCGCCCAGGCGAAGGCCAAUUUUGGUGCUUUCAUCCUGCCACCCAGAGGCAGUGAUGCCAGCACACCCGCCAUGCCCUUAAAUAUGCGAAAACUGACCGGCGCCGGCAGUGCGGGUCAUAUGCUAAUGAAUUCGCUGCUGGGCUCCAGGGAGAGCAUGUCGGAUGGCGAGGAACCCGAUCCGGAUAACGACGAGGCGACCGAAUCGGCCGCCAGUCCGGGUCACAUCAAGAGCAGCGUUUCCGCCCAGGCGGCCGUUGCUGCGUCCGCCUUUUACGCCGAGUCCCUGAAUCGAGAUGAUUGCGAUUUUAUUGGAUCGAACGUGUCCCUCAAACUGCGAACCAUGGAUCGCACGCAACGAAUCAUUGCGGAGAAGCUAAUCAGCGAGGUGCUGUACUAUGGGCAAUUCAACGAGCUGGAACGCUCGGCGCGGAUACAGCCCAAGUGACAGUGGCGCCCCAAGAAGUGGACGGCUGCGAUGGGGAACGGAAGUGGUGGGGCCGUGGGUCUGGGCAUCGGUGUGGGUUUGAGCAGGAUCAGGCUGGGCAGGAGCCUCCUCGCCCCGCAGCAUGGCAAGUGAAUUCCAUUUGAUGAAAUAGUCGACAGAGAGUAGUAGGCAAAUACAGAAACCAAUACAGAGAACAGUACAACUUAUUUUUAGUUUGGCCAGGAUCGGGGUCACCACUUGUACAAAGCUUGGCUUGAACGGGGGCAGUGUUACUUAGCCGGAGAGAAAGUGGAAAGGGCGAGAAGAAAGCGGAGAAGGGCUUGGAGAAAGGUACCUAUACACCAGGGAGGGAGAGAUGCCGAUGCUGAAGGGUUCAAUCACGUUUUGUCAUACUUCAAAAACUAGCUAAUUGAGGAGAUGGGCAAGCAAUUAGGAGUAGAACAAUUAUGUCAUAUGGUUUGAACUUGAAAUGUGCUUUUAAUGCGUGCAACGUUUAAAAUAUUAAGACCAAAAUUUUAGGUUUACUUAUAGAGAACAUUAGGCAAAUAUGUAUUUUGUUAGCGUGAAUUAAUUUAUUCUGUCUGUGUAAAGUUUAGACCUUUGUAAAACAGCUGCCAUCUCUCCCGGAGGAAAACACAAACCACAAUAUAGAACACAAACCAAAGUUACUUUCUAUUCUGUUCGAAGGGCUGCCUAAACAAUAGUUUAGCUUGUGUGUCCACCAACUUCAAUAUUAAAAUACACGAAAUACAUAAAAUACAUAGAUACUAGAUAGGUUACAAAUGGGUCUGGGACUGGGGUCAGCGACACACCUGAGACGUCUAACUAGCAGAAUCUCAGUAUUAACUAUAAAAUACACAUUACAUAGGGAUCCAAGCAUUUGCCAUAGAUCGUUUCCAUUGGGGCCCGAUCGUCCACUUCUUCUGGGUGUUCUUCUCUGACUGCUGGUUGCUCGAGCCCCAACAAACCAGACCUCGCCCCCUAGAACAGAAAUACAGAAAUUAAAAAAAAAAAAUAAUAAUAAUAAUAAGAAUAAAGGAGAGGAAAAGUAAGCAAAACUAGCGUAAAGACAAGGAAAAGCGGCUGCUAAAAAGUCAAGCUCCCAUUUGGGCAUCACUGAAACUCAUGUUCCCGAGAAAAGCUAACCGUUGAGAAAGGCACUUAUAAAAUGUAUAUGUUUUCUAUGCAUAUAUCUGCAUAUGGAUAUAUGUAUGUGUAUGUAAGUGGAUGAAAAUAUAUAAUAUAUCAUUGUACCUUAUUUUGAAACAGAGAUGUUUUUUUAGUCACUUAAGUAAGUCUGGUCGUCGAAAAGUCACCACGAUCCAAACCCAACAACUGAAACCAACCAAGAAAACCAACAAACAAAAAGCAACCGCAAACUUUUACCUAUAUUAUACAAAUACAAAUACUGUCGUCACUAGUUCGUUAAAGAAACAACAAAAAGCAACGCAAAUGCAGAAACAAAAGCGAAAUAUUGUACAUUUUCGUGUUUAUUUUUUAGGUCCUAUUGAUUUUUGCAUAAUAUUUAAGUAGCUUUUAUUUUUAUAUGCAAAGCAAAGCAGAGCAAAAACAGAAACAUUGAAUUAAUUUAUAUGAAUAUAUAUAUAUAUUAUAUACAUACAUAAACCUAAUAAAAUAUGGGCAAAUUAGUUAGUCACAUAAACGAGAGAAAGAGAUAGCUGGUUAGUUGAGGAUGAUGAAAUGCAGUUCGGCUUUUGCUGCUGUGUUUUUUAGCCCUAGUUUUUACCUUAGCAUAGAACAACAAAAUCAAAAAAAAAACAGCAUAAGUCCAAACCGAAAUGAAAAGUCAUGUGUAAAAAAAUGGAAAACUAAAUGUGAAUAAAUUAAUUGUCUGUAAAAUUAGCGAGAAUUUGUUUGGCAUCGAUGUGCAAGUCGUGUGUUAGUGCGAGUGCGUAUGAAAAGCAAACCAAAAUUAGUUUUUCCUGAAUGUGUAAGCAGCAGCUAAAAAACAAAUAAAUGUGUGUACCUAUUUGUCUGACAAGCAUUGUAAA
Molecule: messenger RNA, 4541 nt
Organism: Drosophila mauritiana
Lineage: Eukaryota; Metazoa; Arthropoda; Insecta; Diptera; Drosophilidae
Product: homeotic protein female sterile
Exons: 3
Coding region: 412-2529 (705 amino acids)
Source: RefSeq, a predicted model, not a curated record